AUGAUAUUUAAUUCAGCCUGCUUUUUAAUCUCUUCAUUCAAUAAUCUAUUGGAACAACAGACACUCACUGAUAGAUUCUUAUUUCUCUCUCUCUAUUUCCCUCUCUCUGUUUUCCUCUUUGAUUCUCUCUCUCUCUCUCUAUCUCUCUCUCUCUCUGUUCUCCCACUCUUUGUUUCUCUUUUUCUUUUCUUUGUUUCUACCUCUGUUUUUCAAUCAUUGUUUUCUGUCUUGUUCCUCUCUCUCUUUCUCUGUUUUCCUAUCUCUCUAUGUGUUUUACUGUUUCUCCCAGUGUUUUCCUCUCUCUCUUUCUCUGUGUUCCCCCCCUCUCUCUCUGUGUUUUACUGUAUUUUUCCAUGUUUUCCUCUCUCUCUCUCUCCCCUCUCUCUGUCUGUGUUUUUCUCUCUCUCUCUCUCUGUGUUUUCCUCUCUCUCUCUCUUUCUCUCUGUUUCUUGCUCCCUCUGUUAUUUUCUCUUUUGUUUCUAG
This is a messenger RNA of Acanthosepion pharaonis, 483 nucleotides long. The record is from the annotation of a GenBank genome assembly. NCBI's taxonomy places the organism in Eukaryota, Metazoa, Mollusca, Cephalopoda, Sepiida, Sepiidae.